Molecule: messenger RNA, 2516 nt
Organism: Laccaria bicolor S238N-H82
Lineage: Eukaryota; Fungi; Basidiomycota; Agaricomycetes; Agaricales; Hydnangiaceae
Product: glycosyltransferase family 39 protein
Exons: 10
Coding region: 1-2406 (801 amino acids)
Biological process (GO): protein O-linked glycosylation via mannose
Cellular component (GO): endoplasmic reticulum; membrane
Molecular function (GO): dolichyl-phosphate-mannose-protein mannosyltransferase activity
Source: RefSeq, a predicted model, not a curated record
AUGGCAGGCCACGGGAGACCUAGUCCGCGUCUACGACAAAGAGCAGGCCACGCUGAAUCGUCUUCUUCUGCCAACUUGGAAUAUGAGCAAGUGCAGGAUGAUGAACAUUCUGCUGAAGUAUUCCAGAAUCCGAACAACCGGAAUGCUAUAGAGUUAUUAUUUGAGGGGACGAGGGGGAGUGCUAUCGUUGUGGCGAUCCUCACUGCGCUCGCUUUCGCACUACGGUUCUACAAAAUCAAUCAUCCAGACCAAGUCGUGUACGCCACACACACAUUCUCCUUUAUUCCUCACUCCUCUGACAACUCCUCCUAUUCCUAUUCCAGCUUCGACGAAGUCCACUUUGGCAAAUUCGCAGCAUACUACAUCACUCGGGAAUACUACUUCGACGUCCAUCCUCCUUUUGCGAAAUUACUCUUUGGCUUGGCGGGCUGGUUUGUUGGCUUUGAUGGGAAAUUCCACUUCGACAAUAUUGGGGAUAGCUAUACCGACCACCAUGUCCCGUUUGUUGGGAUGCGCGCGCUUCCUGCUAUACUUGGUAGUCUUACUAUCCCCCUCAUCUACGCAAUCAUGAAGGAGAGCGGAUACUCCACCGUCAUCGCUGCGUUCUCGGCUUCUCUUGUUCUUUUUGACAAUGCGCACAUUGCUCAAUCACGGCUUAUUCUUCUGGACGCGACGCUGAUAUUCUUCAUUGCACUCACCAUCUAUUCAUAUAUCCGUUUCCGCAAAUUGCGUUAUCGGGAAUAUACCUCGGAAUGGUGGGCUUGGCUUAUCCUUACGGGUGUCUUCAUGGCUUGUACGUGGGGCUCGAAAGUCAAUGGCAUUCUUACCGUCUUCACUAUUGGAAUUGCUGUCAUCAUUGACUUGUGGGAUCUGCUUGAUAUCAAGAAGGGUCACACGAUGGAUUACUUUACAAGGCAUUUGGCUGCAAGAGCAAUUGGGUUCAUUGUCGUGCCAUUCAUCGUCUACCUUUCCUUUUUCUACAUCCACUUCUCGAUCCUCACAACGUCUGGUCCUGGUGAUUCCUUCAUGAGCCCUGCAUUCCAGGAGACUCUGUCAGGCAAUGAAAUGCUUCUCAACAGCCACGAAAUCCGUUAUUAUGACAUCGUCACAAUUAGACACAAAGACACCAAGGUUUUCUUGCACUCCCACAUAGAGAAGUAUCCUUUGAGCUAUGAUGACGGUCGAAUUAGUAGUCAAGGGCAACAAGUGACUGGAUAUGGACACAACGAUACGAACAACCACUGGCAAAUUAUCCCAACGAAAUCUUUGCCUGAGACCGGCCGCGGCCGUAUCGUCCGUCAUCAAGAUGUUAUCCAGCUGCUCCACGUCAACACGCUGACCCACCUCAUUACCCACGACGUUGCAUCCCCUCUGAUGCCAACUAACCAAGAAUUUACAACCUGGGACAAAGAUGACUAUUCGAGGCACAACGAGACACUUUUCCAGGUUGUGCUUGCCAACGAUCCUCACGACGGCGAAGCAUGGAAGAGCAAAUCUGGUCACUUCCGCUUGAUUCAUAUGUCGACCAAGGUCUCAAUGUGGACACAUUCCAAGCAACUCCCAGAGUGGGCAUUCAAGCAACAAGAGAUUAACGGCAACAAGAACCCAACUGAAAAAACAGCAACUUGGUUUGUUGAUGAAAUCGUCGCCGACGAAGAUGGCGAUGAAGUUACGGAUAGAACGGAACAUGCGGCUGUUAAAAUCCCCAAAUCUAUGAACUUCUUUAGGAAGUUUGGCGAACUUCAAAUGCUUAUGCUGCAGCACAAUGCUGGCCUAACAGCAUCUCAUCCUUACGCCAGUAAUCCCAUCAACUGGCCAUUCCUCCUCAUGGGCAUCAGCUUCUGGACAGAGAACGACGAUAAGAAGCAAAUCUAUCUCAUCGGCAAUUUGAUAGGCUGGUGGGCAUGCGUCGUUGGUAUCGCCAUCUUUAUUGGAAUUCUCGGAGCCGACUUGAUUGCAAGGCGCCGUGGAAUGGAUCCUAUCUCUGACCCUGUGCGGAAUCGCCUGUGGAACAACACUGGGUUCUUCAUGUUGGUCUGGGCAGUACACUACAUCCCCUUCUUCUUGAUGAGCCGUCAGCUCUUCAUUCACCACUAUCUACCCUCUCACCUCGCCUCGGCUCUCGUUGCUGGCUCCGUAUUGAACUUCGUUCUGAGCGACACGAUCAACUAUCCCAUCUCCAUCCGCGGACCCAAAACACGAGCUAGACCAUCACAAUAUGCUGAUCUAGGGGUCAAGGGCCCCGUUAUUCUUAUCGUAUUCAGCUUAAUUCUGUUCUUGAUGUUUGGCUACCUUGCACCACUGACCUAUGGCACGCCAGGUUUGACGGGUGAGCAGGUGAACAGCAAGCGCCUGUUGUCGACCUGGACCCUUCACUUUGCAGCGAAAAAGGUACAUGAGGUUUAAGGGAAAAACCCCGAGAGUCGCGAUCAUACAUACUUGGGGACGGACGCAUUCCUAUAAUAUACCAUUGCGAGUAGGCUAUAUUGUAAAUUUACUUCUCUCUUCUUCGAGAA